Pelagomonas calceolata is the source of this 4080-nucleotide messenger RNA. The record is from the annotation of a GenBank genome assembly. Lineage: Eukaryota; Pelagophyceae; Pelagomonadales; Pelagomonadaceae.
ACGAGGAGCGGGGCAAGCGGGGACGCGAUGGCCGAGUCCCCGACGGACAGCGCCACGCUGCCCGACGCCAACGACGACAAGCGCUCAACAAAAAGCGCCGGCAACGCCAAGGGCAUCGUGCACUUGGAAUACGUCGCGCCGGACGUGGACACCCUAGACAUCACGCAAUUGUCCUUCGAGUUCAUAAGCGCGGAGCGCUGCGCGAAGGAGACGGGCGGCGUUGACGCGCCAGAAACAAACGCGCGGGCUGUUACAAGAUUAGUAGGAGCGUACAUCCCCGCGGUUGAUGGGCCGACCUAUAUGAGGAGCGGCGAUUAUUCCGCGAUCGCUCUGACAGCCCCUUCAAAAAUAAAUGGAAAUGGUGUUGUGGUAGGCGGCUGCGUGUUUAGACCACAAGCCCAUGCUUUUAGGGGAGGCACGUGCCGCUUCAUCGAGCUCGCUCUAUUUGCGGUGGAGAACCUGUGCCAAGGUCGAUCCCUAGGAAGGCAAUUGAUGGCCUACCUCAAAAGGCAUGCGGUGGACAACUACCAGGCCCAAUCUAUAUUGACGUUCGCGGACUACAAGGCGUUCGCGUUUUUUAAGAGGGUAGGGUAUGAUCGAAGAAUCAAGACGCCGGCGGCGGUCUGGCGGGCGCACUGCGUCCACUACAACGGCGCGGCCGUCUGCGAGACGCGGCUCGAAGGUCUGGAGGAGGAGGAGCGGCGAAGGGGCAUGCCCCCCGUCCCAAAAGCAUGCCGGAUCAUCCCCUGCACGUCGGGCCAGCCGAACUGCUACUGUCGGAGCGGACGAACGCGGGCCAUCGCGCGCUACGACGGCGCGACGGGCGAAGAGCUCGCCGUCUACUGUGGCGCGGCUGAUGCCGCGCGCAAGUUAGGCCUGGCGGCGUGCUCCGUGACGCACGUCACCAAUGGUUUAGCUGAAUCGGCAGGUGGUCACCACUUCCGGUAUAUUAAUGAAGUGGCAUGGCUGAAUUCCGGUUCAAGGGCAGUGUUAGAACUAGCAAGGGACGGCAGCGUGAAGCACGAGCACCCGUCGUGCAACGCCGCGGCCAAUCGAUUAUUUGGGAAGAACACGCGGAAGAACGGUUCCAUAGGCGAGUGCUGCAACGGCUAUAUUGACCACGUCGACGGCCACGUCUUCCGCUGGGCGGAGCCGCGCAUUAACGGCUGCGACUACUGCGGGUCCGACGCCGACGCUGCUACCUUGUUAUUGUGUGAUGGUAUUGACGGGCGCUGCGGCGCGACGGCCCACGUCGCCUGCCUCGGCCUGACGGCGACGCCCACCGGCGACCAUUUUUGUGAUCGGUGCCAGGAACGACUGGACGCGGGCUGGUCGGCGACACAACCCGUUCCUAGAAAACUGCCGCGGGGCUACUUCAAGGAUAGGAGAGGCGUCACGCCCCAGCCCGUAUUAAGGGCGCGCGCCGAGGACGCGCAGCGCGCGCUCGACGCCGCGCGGCCCACGAAACCGCCGCCGCCGCCCAAACCAAUUGUCAUCGAGGGCCCGCGCCGGCGCAAGGCCACGAAGCGGUUGGGGGAAGACCCCGACGAGGUCGAGGCGCCUGUAAAAAGACGCGCGCCGAGCGCGCCGCGGCGGCCGCGCAAUUCGGCGCCGCGGCGGCCGCGGACGGCGAUCAAGCUCAAGGCCGUCUGCGCCGACGCCUUCUUGGAAAGCGGAACCCUCUGCGACCUCUGCGCGCGGCCGGACGGCCGCAUGGUCGCGUGCGCGUCGUGCCUCGGCCCGCGCGCGCACGUCGCGUGCCUGCCGGCGCCCGUCGACGGCCCCUGGACCUGCGGCGUCUGCACGGGCGACGCGCGGCUCGAGGCCGCCUGCGAGGCGCGGCCGCCGCCCGCGCCGUCGCCGAAGGCGUACGUGCCGCCGCGCGACGCCGCGAAGACGAUCGCGUCGUGCGUGUGCCGCGCCUGCAAGCGCGAGUUCCAGUCGCCGCAGGCGCGCGCGGCGCACCUCGGCGGCGCGCCGGCCUGCCGCGCGCUGCUGGGCCUGCCGCCGCUGCCGCCGUCGCAGUACGCGACCGCCGGCCCGUACCGCGGAAAGGCCGCGCCGCCGCCGCCGGCUGCCCCGCGGCCCGCCCCAGCGCCGGCGUCGGACUCAGAUGAAUCUGAUGGGGACGAGCCGCGGGUCCGGCACCGCGGCACGCGCACGCGGCCCCCCAAGCCCAAGCGGCCCGUGGCCGUGGUGUCGUUCGAGGAGGAGCCGUCGCCGAAGCGGCGGGCCUCUUCGGACCCGCUGUCGCCGGCGCCGGCCAUCGCGUUCGACUUCGCGGCGACCGGGGGCACGCUCGCGGCGCGGCCCUCGCCGCCCUCGCCCGCGCCGGCGCCGGCGCCGAGCAUCGCCGAGAUCCGGGCCGCGUACCAGCGGGAGCAGGCGGCGGCGGCGCGUCCCGUCGUGCCGCCGUCGCCGCCGUCGCCUGUGGCUUGGCCGGCACCGUCGCCGGCGCCGUCGCCGGCGCGCGCCGCUGCGUCGCCGGCGCCCGCGCCGUCGCCCUGGGCGAGCGGGCCCGACGUCGUGGCGACGACGUACCCGACGCUGCCGGCGCACCCGUCGCCAGAGCGGCCGGGCGCCGACGCGCCUAUCUCGCCGGCGACGAAGUCCCUCAUGUCCUUAGCCGCCGGCGGCGCCCGGGCCGCCGCGCCGCCGCCGGCGGCCUCGCCCGCGACGAAAGCGCUCCUCGCGCACGCCGGGGCCGCUCCAGCGCCGGCCGCGCGAGCAAGGUUCCCGGCCGCGCCGGCGCCUGCGCCCGCGCCGCGCGCUCCUGCUGUUCUGGCGCCGCCGCCGCCGCGGUCUCCGCCGCCACGAUCUGUGCCGGCCGCGCCGCCGCCGCGCGCUCCUGCUGCUCCGGCGCCAGCGCCGGCCGCUCGUGCUGUUCCAGCGCCGGCGCCGCGCGCUCCUGCUGUUCCGGCGCCGCCGCCGCGGCCGCCGCCGCCACGCGCGCCGCCGCCGCGAUCCGCGCCGCCGCCGAGGGCCGACAGCCUCCAGAGCCUGCCGCCGCCGCCCGCCGCGUCGCCGGCGCGCGCGCAGAAAAAGCUCUCGCCUUGCCGGCCGGGCGUGGAGGGACCAAAGUCCAUUUUCACCGCGCCCGCCGGACCGCGCCGCGCCGCCCCGGCGCCGGCGCCCGCUGCCGUCCCGGCCGAGUCGUCGUCGGAGUCGGACGCCGACGAGUCGCCCGCACAGCCGCGCGCGCCGCCGCCGAAGGCUCGCAAGCCCACGCCUGCGCCGAAGCACCGCGCGCACGACUUUGAGUUCGACGAGAGCAGCGGCGACGAGGCGUCGCCGCCGCCCUCGUCGCCGCCGCCGUCGCCGCCGGCCGCCGCAACACCUACGGCCGAGGACGUCGACGCGCUCGUCGCGCGCAACGCGCCGAUUGCGCGCACGGAGAAGCCUCGCCAGCGCGUCAAGCGGCCCGCGAGCGUCGAGGCGGCGACGACGGCGCGCGAGUACUUGGAGGGCGGCGGCAAGAAGCCGGACCUCAAGUACGACCUCAAGGGCGGCUACUUCCGCGUGGUGGACGCCGCGCCGGCGUCGCCCGCCGCCGAGGAGGCGGCGGCGCGGCGGUCGCGCGCGCGGACGGCGACGGACCGCUUCGACGGCGCGCCGACGGAGAUCCCGAGCGCGUCGCCGCGGGCCGCGCGCAAGCCCGCCGCCGCGGCGUCGCCCGCCGCCGAGGAGGCGCCGGCGCCGAAAAAGAAGCGCGGGCGGCCCCCGAAAUCGCCCGCUGCCGCCGACGAGGACGCCGCGCCCAAGAAGGGCGCGGCCCGCCGGUCGAGGCCGCCGGCGCGCAAGCCCGCCGCGGCGACGCCGCGGUCGCCGCCCAAGCCCAAGCAGGGCGCGCCGGCGUCGCCGCGGCCGUCGGACGUGCCCAACGGCUCGCUCAAGUACAACCAGGAGAACCCGAAGAAGAAGGGCUCCAAGAGCUGGUACCGCUACGAGUCCUACAAAACGGCGACGACCGUCGACGAGUACUUCCGCCGGCAGGGGACAAUCGGCGACCUGAAGUACGACUUCUCGAGGGGCUUCUUCAAGGCCCCGCCCGCGCUCGCGCGCUGGUGCGCCAGCAAAUAG